AUGGCGAAUGUCAGGGAUAGUGAUACGUCGUUGUGGCUACAUAAUAAGCUUGGAACCUCUAAUGAUUCGUGGACAGGUGGUUCUAUUUGUUCUCAACUAAAUGCUGAAGUAUUAAGGAAUAUCAAAGAUUGUUUUCCGGAUCUUCAAACACAAGUGAAGUUAAAAUUGUUGCUUUCUUUCUUCCACAUCCCGAGGAGGAACGUUGAGGAGUGGCACACUGAGUUGGAGGAAAUCUUGGAAGUUGCUCAGGUUGACAGUGAACAGUGGGUGUCAAUGUUGGCGGAAAUAAUGAAGACACUUCCAGGGACGGGGUCUUUGAAUACCGACAUCGGUUAUAUUGAUGAUAAUAGGCGCAUAUUCUCAGACUUGGUUAAUGACCUAAGGAAACUUGUGAAGCGACAGUUUGAUAUGGAGAUGUUGCCCCUUGAGUGCCACUACCUCAACAAGUCAGCACUAAGUAGUGUUGUUGGACAGCAGCCCCCACCCACAAAACAUUUCACAUUGAAACGUAAGCCAAAGUCGGCAGCCUUGAGGGCAGAGCUCCUACAGAAGUCUGCUGACGCUGCCAGCAACUUAAAGAAGAGCACAGCCCCGACUGUUCCAGUGCGUUCACGUGGCAUGCCUCGCAAGAUGACUGACACCACCCCUCUGAAAGGCAUUCCAAGUCGAGUACCUGCAGGAGGAUUCCGUUCACCUCUGAACAGCCCAUCUAUUUCUCGUCCCCCCAUGUCAAGAACGCCAGCGGGGAGGAAAGAUGGUGGCAUCAAACUUCUGGAUAUCAAUGAACAGCCUCUGGGCUAUGCACAGGCGAAAAAGAGGAAGCGUAUGCAAGAGCUUGAGGAGGCAAAGAAGGCAUCGGAGGCAGCAGCAGCUCAGCAGCUACUGCAACAGAACCAGCAGCUUGGAGCAAGUCAGAGCACCCCAGACUAUGCUGUGGGGCUUACUGCCAUGAACCCUCCAACACCAGCACCAGCCACUCCCUCCUACAGUCCUGCCACCCCACAACAUACUGUCACAACCAUCAUUACAAUACCCCGGGAUGCUGCAGCACCUGGCACACCAGCAAGUGAUGUGGCUGCCCAGGGACAGACGCUGCUGGUCGCCACAGCCCCAGGAGCUACCACUGCCCCAAGCUAUGUUCCACUGGUGACGCCUACAACUCUGCAGAGUCCGGUAACCCCACAGUCAUCACUGUCACUCCAGACUUCAGCUGGCAUUGUCACCACCCCAGUGGUCACAGCAGUUCAGACUCAAGCUGCAGCCACCACACCCACCAAACAGGUCAUUCAGAUUCGACCAGCACCGCAGGUCACUCAGAUCAGAAUCCACCCAGUGAAUGCUGCUCCAGGAAGUAAUAACACACUUCAGCGGAAGGGUCUGUCCCUCACAAGAGAACAAAUGCUGGAAGCUCAGGAAAUGUUCAGAACUGCAAACAAAGUUACUCGGCCAGAAAAGGCUCUCAUUCUCGGAUUUAUGGCUGGAUCCAGGGAUAACCCAUGCCCACAUUUGGGUAACAUUGUGACAAUAAAACUCAGUGAAGACCAAGAGACAGUGUUGCAGCCAGAUGACACAUUCCUGACAACGACCAUUGAGACUCACUUUCAGAUGAACUACAAUACUGGAGAGUGGAAACGCAUCAAGAAGCCACGCAAGAUGGAAGACCCAGCUGCUGUGACACCUGCAUCCACUCCUCUUCCUGCAGCAUCUGCGGCUGCUACGUAGAAGAAAGCUUAGUAGGUAUGGUAUGUGUGCAGUAUAUAGUCUGUAGUUGUAGUAAGCAGUAUGUAUGCAGAUGCAAUCAGAUGCACACAUAUGACAUAAAGAUCCUCUCUGAAGUUAUGUCUGUUGGAGGUCUUACUCCAAUGUUAGAUGUGCCAAAGUUUGCAGAAGAAGUAGCAGAAAUAUUGAUCACUAAGCUUUUUGGUGAUGUGUGACAACAGUCUAUUCCGUUAAACAGAGUGGGCGAAAGUGCAGUCUUUUUGUUGACAAGUUUACUUGUAUUGUGUCUACAUGAACAUUAGGAUGAGCUGCCAGAACUUGUAAGCUUGCACCCAGUGCUUGUUUACAAAUGAAAUAUAUGUAUGUAUAUAUAGAUAUAUAUCCAAAUUUUUUUCUUAAUAUUAAGAGGAACGAAUGAUUCUGUGAUCUGGAAUGAGUUGGCUGAUAAUUUAAAUAGACUACAGUAUGCCACCAUACAUCGUUACUCAUCACUUUUUUGAGCUACAUUUAUCAUUUAUGUUACUCAUUAUAGUAAAGCUUCUGGGAGCGAGUACUGUCUGAAUUGAACCCAGCAAACAAAUCGUUAAAUUUGAAUUAAAUUAUUUUUGUGCAAUUAAUUAGUAAAUUACAUUUUAAUAUAAGUAAGAUGGUUGUUAUAUAUUAUAUUUCUGAAAACUGGGAAUUUAAUUUCAUUCGUUUUGAUUAUUGAAAUACUCUUUGAGAAGAAUUAAUUAAACAUAACAACAUUGUAGUUUUCCAUAAGUUGGCUGCCUUGUGCAGUUCAGUGGUUCCACAUGAGUGGACCAACGCUACUACAACUAAAGAUUUAGUUGAUGCGUUGUACAGUUAUGAUAGCUAAGUUUCUCUUUGUUACAUUGUGUUUUUCACACAUCACAAUGCCAAAAGCAAUCAGUCAUUGGAAAGAAAGAAGAGUGACUGAAAGUACAUAGAGAGAAGUGACUGCACAUCUUAUAGAAACUCACUGUAGUAAAAGUCAAGAGUUUCAAUACAUUAUUAUUAAUUUCUCCUGAAUGCGUAAAUGUAAUUUUGCAACAAACAGUAUUCCUAAAGGCUGAAAUUAUAAGCAUAAAAGUUUUGAUUCAUGGUACCAUUUUUUACAUGUUUUCCGGUCUAAAAAAAACAGAAAUUAACGGGUGUGGGGAUUCGUUGCGCUGACCAUGCGACACCCACUAUCCGCUAAAGUUGGCCAUCCUCAGGGUUCUGAAUUUGUAAAAAGGUUCAUAAGUCCAAUGUUUAUCGUUUUUGUUACUCAGUAACAUGUUGCAUGUAUCUAACCUGUGUAAUAGGCUGUGAACAAAUGUACCACAUCCAUUCUGUGAAAUCUGGUAAUAUUUUCUUGCAGAUCUGUGAAGUUUUGUUCAAAAAAUUCCCAAAAUGAGGGCGCAGAGGAGUGGUGCAUCGGUCAAAUUAGGUGUUGUUUGAGUGACCUUGCAACCUGACCAUUAACUAUGCAAGUCAUUUUGUUCCAAGUAGACCGUACGUUCUGUUUAGUUUUUAUAGCCAGUGUGUUGUCACGUUCAGUAUGGAGUCAGUAAAGGAGCAAAGAAUUUGUGUUAAAUUCUGUCUCAAAGUGGGGAAAACCAGCUGCAGAAACCCACAGCAUGUAUGAAGCUUUCAGUGAUGAUGCCUCGAGUCAGAUGAGAACCUAUGAAUGAUCCAAACAUUUUAAGAAUGGUGUAGCUGUCCUUGAGCUUCAAGACCCAAACAUCUUAUUGUCUGGGUGAAAAACAUCUUGGAAAUUGUCGACCAACUGUCUGAAAAGUUGCAGGAGAGGUUGAAAUAUCCGUUGGUGCAUUCCAUACAAUUUUAAUUGAAGAUAGGAAUGAAUUGGGUCUUAGCAAAAUUUGUGCCAGACUGAUGAUCUCCAAAAUCUCCUCCAAAAAGAAAUUAUGAAAAUCUUUUGAAUAAUAUCAUUCCCAAUGACGAGACGUGGGUUUGUAGUUAUGACAACAUUCCUCACUGAAGAGCAAUGCUGCAGCUUGCCUUUUUAAAAAAUUGAGGCAUUGUGCAUUAUGAAUUCGCUCCUGAAGGUCAGACAAUUAAUGAAGAUUUUCAUGUGGUGGUUCUGUGUCUGAGGGAUGUGAUACAAAGAAAACGAGCUGAAAUGUGGACUGCGGAAGCUGGCUUCUCCAUGAGUGUGCCUGCUCACACAGUGUUUGUCAGUUAGACGGCUGUAAGCAAAAUAUUCAAUUCCUGCCCACCAACAACCCCCCCCCCAAUUCACCUGGCCACCCCUCCUGACUUUUUCUAUUCCAUAAACUCAAAAUUACCCUUAAUGGAAAGAGUUUGGGCAUUGUAAGCCAUCAUUACUAAUGCCAAUAGGACAAGAAUGGAAGACGUGAUGAAACUCACAAUUGAGAAGUUCACUUCAGUCAGCAAAGAUAGAAACUCAGAUGUAAAUAUCUACUGAAUCUCUUCUCUAUGAAGGCUAGAAGAUUGUGAGUGAAUGGCAGUUACGGCAGAGGCAGAGAGCAUUGUGAGACCGCUAGGUUAUACACCCAGUAUCGUGGGUAGCUCUCUGCUAAUGUGGAAUGUUACACCAAACAAUAGUGUCUGGCUGCUUUGGUGCAGUGAAAAUUGCCUACUCUAUAAUGCUAUAGGAAAUCUGCAGUUAUUUUCUGCACAUACUGAAUAUUGCUUAAGUCUGGCAGCUGUUCGUCAUUAGAUGAGUGGUUGUAGACCACGGUGUUACAGUGAAUGUUGCUGAACCUGUUUUCCCAUAUAUUCCCUAACGUGCUGGCCAGAAGCCAAGAACAACAUAUUGUCUGUCACAUGUUGGGUAUAUCACGCAACAAAUAACUUCAUGCCAUCAAGGAUGUAGCAGAUAUUUGUUGUGCUUUGAUUCUACACUCACCCUUUACAAUUACUAUUACUUGCAGUAUCAGAACUACUUCCUCUUCUUCACUGCUUAUACUGCCUUCUGCGGCUGCGACAUCUCAACUGUCUUCAACUCCGACUAUAUCAAGACUGUCUCGGUGAAUGCCUUACCUUCUCUGUCUGUGGCCGUUCCUGUGCAGUGAACCUUCUGUUGUAACUGUGGAGACUCACUGUUAGAAUUACAAUACUGCUAUUGUUACUUCCUAUGGAACGGUCUGUUCUAGCGUUUCCAUGGAAGUAACCCUUCUGGAUUCCGAACACGUGACAAUAUUAUAAAACUCUCUUGUAUCAGAUGGCAUAAAGAUACCAACAACAUAACUAAGAUUGGUAGAAGGUCAAGAAAUAGACCAUUAAUGUAGAGUUCAUGCAUCGUGGAACAAGCUACUGAUGUUGCAUGGUCUGUGUAGUUACUUUAAGUCUCUGUCAUUGCUCCUUUGUGCCUCCAUGCUGUAUAUGUGAUGUUGACUGCCAGCAUUAUACAUCAGCAGUCUGCUCUGCACUACCUGACAUCAUUAAUUAAUUCACCUCUGUUCUGUUAAGUGAGAAGGGAAACCCAUCCUGGGACCACUGUUCAGAUAAUAUUCUGGCUGGUUGGGCCUGUCACUCAUCCUGGAAUGGUGAGAGUUGAGUCUCUAACAUCAGCAGCAGAUCGGCAACUGACAGGUGAAAACUGAAGUGUACUCCAGUGUCGCCAUCCCAUUGAAAAUCCCUUGGAGAAUGUUUGGUGAGAAGCUGACGACUAAAGGCCAGAGCUAUGGUAUGGCGAUGCUGGAUAAUUUUCCCUACCAGUAUAUUGAUUUUGAUGAUUAUCAGAAUCAUAAAUAAUGCUGUCCUCAACAUGCACCCCUGAUUUUCAAACAGUAAUUUUAGGAAAGAGUGUGUGUGUCUGUGUGGGUGUGCACAGGAUAUUCAAACAAAUACAGUACUUUGCUUCUUUGUGUCAUGGGAAGGUGCCUCAUCCACCCUCAUACACUCUCAGCAUCCCCAUGAGCCAGGUUACAAAACUGUAAGGAUUUUUGACACCCCAAAUUAUAGUAUCAGUCUGCUGCUCAGUUUUUUGCUUUCUAAUUGGUUUGGUCCAUCUGGAAGAAUUGUUAAGAUUGUUCCUUUUUCUGGUAUUAUUUUGGCUCAGAAAUAUAAAUGUUGAUGUUUGAAGUUCUCUCUGCAGAGUUGGUUCCAGCCAUCUGUGACAGCAAGUCACAAGGUUGGCAUGUAAAGGGCACAUCUGGGGACAAACAGCUGAUAUACACAUAGAGUCAUGUGUAGCAGCUUCCUAAAGCAAACUGAAAUAGGAAGAGCAGGAAAUAUGUGGACAGGUCUGCCUACUUUAGAAGCUUUGAAAGUGAUAGCACUGUUCUGUAUAGUUUAUUCAAAGAGAAAAGACUAGUUAUGGCUGAAAACAUUUUCAAAACAUUUCAGAGUCUUUCAGAUCAAAAUGUAGUACACAGUUUGCAUAUGCCAAACUCACUGGCUGAGGAAGUUUUCCACAUGCUGCAGGUAACAAAGUGCUUCCUAUCUUCACCUGCACUCUUAAGAGUGAGAGGCCUUACAAACUGCAAGCAGCAGUAGUACUGACCAGUGAAAUUGUGGGGAGGAUUUGCAGAGAGAAAGUCUUGAACUGGAAUGACCAUUGCACACAUUGAGUUUUGUGUCUUCAUACCAGCAGGUACAGCUCAUAUCUCUCAUUCCUCUUGAUAAAACAAAAAUUUUAGAAAUGUAAUACACAGCUUCAUCCUCUAUUAAUGUGGCUUGCAGGAUGGAACUUAUUGACAGUGCAGCCUGUAUAAACAGUAUUCAGUGUGUGAUUGAAAGGUGAAGGUAGUGAUCAUGUGCAGCCAUUCUGUAUAGCAGUUGUGAAGCCAAGUUAACCUACACCAUGGAUGUAACUAAGGCUGUGCAUAUUGUAGACCUUAACUUAUAUACAUGUGAGUAGUAAACUUCACGCUGUGGCAGGUUCACACUGGUGACAAGAGACUGACUGGGUCUCAACUGCAUUCUCUUUGUAUCUUUUAAAAAUCCACCAUUACCUCCUUAUAUGGAAACAUUUUAUCGUAGAGACACGUUGAUAGGAGAAGGUGGAUUCUUGUGAGGCUCUUCUAACAGCAGUGGCUGUGAAGGCAACUGUUUCCUGAACUGCAGUGUCAUGUAUUCUGAUAGAAGUUUACCUGUAUUUGGAGGACUGUGCUGCUUCUGCCUUCAGAAUAAAAGAGUACCUGAUGUGAGGAUGGAGGCAGCAAGUCCCUUUGAAACAUUGAUGAAUUUCUACCAGACUACAUACACACUGUCACAUUUUGGAAGACAUUUACUCUUAAAGUGAUUCUUGGUCUGUUCCUGUAUUCUGUAUAAAUUGGUGAGACCAAGGUUUUGGUAUUGAAUGUUAUUCGUCAGCAAGCAGGUUUCACUGUGUGGUCCUUCAGACAGAGACGCGGCUUAUCCCUGGAGUGAACCAAUCAAUAUGUAUAUAUGUAUGUAUAAUGUACUUGUAUAUUUGAGGCUUUCCAUUUACAGAUGGGCUUGCAGUGCCCAUUUAGUUUUGUACUUCCAGACUCCUCAAACUAUUUAUCUUUCUUGUUAUAAAAACUUGUUUUAUUUGACAAAAAUAAAAUUGUUGCUUUCUUUAGA
Cryptotermes secundus is the source of this 7239-nucleotide messenger RNA. RefSeq names its product negative elongation factor A. The transcript has 10 exons. Gene Ontology annotation, biological process: negative regulation of transcription elongation by RNA polymerase II. Gene Ontology annotation, cellular component: NELF complex. The record is from RefSeq and is a predicted model, not a curated record. NCBI's taxonomy places the organism in Eukaryota, Metazoa, Arthropoda, Insecta, Blattodea, Kalotermitidae. The coding region runs from base 1 to 1722 and encodes 573 amino acids.